AUGGGAUUCCAAGUAGAAUUACCGAAGCGCAAUGUACGCAAACUUGCUUCCGAGGUCGGCCUUUCCAUAGAGGUACCGCCUCAUGAAGAUCGCACUUUUAAAGACGUGGACCUAGAUGACCCUUAUGCCAACACGGCCGAUAUCCUUAAAGACGAGUUAAGACCUGCAGAGGAUAAAGGCUUCUCAGGCCUUUCCCAGACUAAUUUCGAUCUGAACUUUGCGCCGGAACAUAUCGGACUUGAGGGGUACGAUGAUCCCGGGAUGCCUCGUGACCCGGCAAGGAAGACAGAUGAACGCGUAAUUAACCCAUUUAGCACAGAUGAAUGUCUCAACCCUUGGUCCGUUAACACUUCAACAACUGAUAUAACCCCUCCAACUGCCUUCCCUCCUUCAGCCACCGAUAAUCUGCCGCCGCCCAAAAGUGUCCGGGAAAUGCUCUACUGGUUUGUGGGCUUGAAUACACAAGGGUAUGUUGGAUUGAUUACAGAUUAUAUCUAUAGCAUUUUGAAGGAUGCUAACAAAAAUGUCUCCAAGCUCUCAGAUGUUAUCGAAGUCACCGGGGAUCUCUCGACGUUGGACGCCUCCAUGGUCACUGCCAAACUGACAGAGGCAUGUCUCUACUCAGCCACCGUUAUCUACACGAUAAAGCAUCGUGAUAAUUAUGCAAGCUAUAAAGAUUUCAAGUUCGAAUCAGAAUACCGUACGUUUCGUUAUUCCCCUGACCCCUCCUGUCUCCUCUGCCAGCUGCGUGACUACGUGUACGCCUGCCACCACCAGUUGGAGUUUCUGAAGGCGCAGUGUAGUCGGGCUAAACUGAGUGGUGGUUGGCGGGAUUGCCACUACGGCAGUGACAUCACUGCUUCCGAGUACCCCCUCCAGGCGUUCCUGACUGACGGCUGGGACUCGGACUUCGAGACGCACCUCUUCGACCCGUGCAAUCUGUGCCACAAGAGCAGGGUCAGGAUGGAAUUUAAGAAAGUGGAUUUGCCUAUGAUAUCGCAACAGGGCAGUGUCAUUUCAACCAUCCUCACUCACUCCCAGCUGCGGCGGUGA
Babesia bigemina is the source of this 1053-nucleotide messenger RNA. RefSeq lists its product as hypothetical. Bases 1 to 1053 code for a protein of 350 amino acids. NCBI's taxonomy places the organism in Eukaryota, Apicomplexa, Aconoidasida, Piroplasmida, Babesiidae. The record is from RefSeq and is a predicted model, not a curated record. The transcript has a single exon.